AAAAAACUUGAGUAGUCUGUUUCGUCGAGGCCUCAACUAUAUAUAUAUAUAUAUAUUAUAUAUUAAUCAUAUACACACACUUGUAGUAGAUAGUCUGAUAUUUACACUGAUAAAGAAUACAGCACUCAAUUGUAUGGUGGACUGAGUUUGUGCGGGAUGCAGAAAAAAUGGUUUCAGUGAAUAUUAUUAUUCUCUGUGUUGUCGUGUUGGUAGGAUUAUCGUGGCGAGUGACGAGUAGUGUCCCAAUUGAUGCAGGUAACUAUAGUUAGUAUUACUAAAUGAUCGUGUAUUUCCGUGGCUAAAAUGGCAUAAAGAAUGGAUGUUACGGUCAUAAAUUAUAACUAGAAGUUUCUUCGGGAAAACUCUUAUAUGAAAAUGUUCUAUAUAUAUUAAUUAUCAUAUAUAGUUCUUAUGUUUAGAUAACUUUUUAUUCUUUAAUCUGUGCUAAAUGUGAUCAUAUGAGCAAAUAAAAAUUGAUUCAUUAAUGAUUAUAAUUGAUGGCAAAAUGUGUCUAGGAGUGAUACGAUAAAACUUGGAUGGCAAAAUGUGUCAGAGGGAUAUGCAAAUCAUGUUCUAUAUAUUGUUUCAUUACAACAAACUUAAUUAAACUUUCUGACAUGUAAACUCUUCGCUCGAAAUUUGGAGACCAGUUCCUGUUGUAAUUUUGAGGCAGAUCUUGUAAUCUCUAAGUAACCUCAUUUUCAAACUCUCACGAUUACGACUGUUGAAACUGCAACCUAUAUUAUAUAGCUGAUCGCUUUUCAAUCAUUGUCAAAUUCUCUUUCUGGAGGCAAAUCGCUGAAAAAAAUGUAAACCUUAGACGGUAGAAAACCUCUUUCCGGGGUGAAGUCACUGUUUUAGAUUUUCCGCAAUCGCUGGUCAAAGAUUCGUUUCAGUCUUUUAUCUUUGGAUUGAAAGGAAGUCUUGAAAAUUGAAAAAAUCUUGCUCUUUCGGCUGUAAGAUUAUACGAUAAAGCGGGAAAUGUCAGUCUUUGGGCUUGGCAAGCGUAUCAGAGUAUCAUGUUUUUAACGUGAUGUAACAAUAUGAUGUAAUAUGUAUACUGCCUAUAUAGAUAUAGCGGCAAUCAUUUUUCGCUGGAAUGGAUGCGUUGCUGACUGUGACUAUGUGUUACAUAAAAUGUAAAAAAAAAUAUUUUUUUUUAAAUGCUGAAAAGUCGUUGAGUCUAUCCUAUGUUAUAUAAUACUUUAUUGAAUUCUGAUCGUUUAAUUGGCUGUUCAUGGUCACGUGAUAUUGAACAGAAAAUUCCAUUUCCCAAGAGUGCAAUGGAAUACGUUCCAUUGCGCUCUUUGCGUGUGUCAGUUGUACUAUACGUUUUAUUCCAUUGCACUCUUUGUGUUUUCGAUAAAUCGCAUCGGUCAAAAUGCUUCUCAUACGAAUUUUUAGUCUAUUUUGGUAUUAUAUGAAACAAAUAAUGAAUGUUUAUUCGUGCAAUGGUAAGAAUAUUUUCAUUCGGUGAAAGAUGGAAUGUUCCAUUCAACGAGGCGACAAACAUUCAUUAUUUGUAUACCAUAUACUGAAAGUCGUUGAUUCAACGCUGGCUAGUAGAGACUACGUGAUCGUUCUCCAUUAUACUAAAGCCUGGACUCUAUAUGGUCGUGACGGUCGUAAAGAUUGAGUCACGAUCUUUCUCAACAGCCGAAAUACAACAGUUUAGAACUGAAAAUAGGCAGAGCAAUUAUAUCUAGAGAAUACUUAUGAUUUAUAUGUAAUUUACAGGUAAAAACUAUUCGAUAAUCUGGCCGUUGAGAGAGAUCGUAACUCUAUCUUUACAACCAUUACGACAAUAUGGAAACUAGCUUAAUUAAGGCCCUGGUUACACAAUACCGGAUUCUCUUGUCACGACGUCGAAUUAACGGUUUCAGGAAUACCUAAGGCUAAAUUGCGAUAUGACAAAAUAAAACGAACGGCUGUUAAAGGGGGGAAUUUUGUGGACAAACAUUACUCCUGCAUGCAGUCACAAAAUAAGGUACACAGAAAGCCAACUUCUUGGUUUUUCUUAUGAAUUUCCUAUGAUUUUGGCGUAACCCGUAAGUCGUCAUCAAAUGCUGACGCCAUGGUCCUAGCCAGUGCGCGUUUGAGAGGCAUUCACCCCUCCCUCCUGAUAUUAUUCAAAAUGGCGAACGUCCAGGAGGGAAUGCCUCUCAAACGCGCACUGGCUAGGACCAUGGCAUCAGCACUUUGAUGAUGAAUCAUGGCGUGGCCGCGGUUACUCGAGUCGACCUUCUGUAUGUCUUAUUUUGUAGUGCUUGAUGUAGUGACAACCGAAUCCGGUAUCCAGGCAACUGGGGCCUAUAAAACAGCAUUUUUUAAUCAAUUUUUUCACCUUCGUAUUGCGACCACCACUAGCUGUUAGUUAAUUAUUCCCUGCCUCCAAAAUGUUAACUUGACACUGCCAACAUUAUUAAUACUCCAUCUAAAAUAAGACAAUUUAAAAAUAGACUUGGACAAUCGACAUUGAUAACAUUUUUGGGAAAUAUUGUAAUAACUGGAGCCGGGAGAAAUAAGAAAUCUUUUGCUACUGAAACUCAAUAUUCGUUUAAGACCCAUUUCCUCUCAAGAACAUUUUCCGACGGAAAGAAAAAUUUGUAAAAUAUGAUUCAUCGACACAAAUUUUUCGUCGGAAAAAAAUUUUGAAGUCAGUGAAACAGUGAUAUUUUCGGAAAAUUUUCUGCCCGUGGAAAAUUGUCUUGAGUCGAAAUAGGCCUUAAAGAAGAGAUGGAAGGAAAAAGUUAUCUUUGAUCUUUUAAAAAUGUUCCCAUAUCUUUUCCAUAUUGGACCUGUACGUAAACAGCAUACAAAGAUGCAAGUUAAUCUUUGUAUUAACAAGGACGUGAACAAAGAUAUAAUAUUUGAAACUUAGUUGCCCUUGGGCACUUGUAAGAGCUGCGAUAUACUUUUCCUGCUCCAGUUAAUUAAUGCUAGAAUUUUUUUCACAUGUUAAGGUCAUUGCCAAUACCAUAUAUACACUAAACUAAAUUUUAUGACGCGGUAACACAAACGAUCCUUGCCGCCAUUACUCGUAUCUUUCAUUUUUGUAAGUGGAAUUGAAAAAGUCAACGACUGUCUUUAGACUGUCCCAUACCCCAAGCGGUUUUUAUUCAUGUAGGCUAUAGUGCCCAGUUGACUGGACGACAGCAAAGCCGGCCGACACUCAACGUUUGCCACAUAAAUCAUGUAAAAGCUCAGAUAGCUAUAUAUAGGCCUCGCUAUAUAGGCAACCUGAAUGCUUUGUAUACGCUGCAAAAAAUGUUGAGUAAAUUUACACAAGUUUUUUGUGUAAAAUCUUAUAUUUUUGCUUCAGCUGUAUGUGGGAGUAAUGUUUCUAUAGUUCGACUCAUGCACGCAGUAUGAAGUUUAAAAUUUUAAUUUAUGAUUUUUCCACGUUCUCCCCCUUUCUGGAACUCUAAGAAGAAUGAUUAUUAAAUAAGACAAACAUAUGUAGAUAUCUUUAUUGUUUCUGCUUUCUGAGUACAAAUAAAGUCAGCUUAGUUUUACAAGUUUGUUGAACCGCCAGACGGUUCUAUUUUGUUUAGAAUGCGAGUGUCUGAAAACAGGAAAAAUACUGCAGUAGCUUUAAAGUGGACCAAACAGCCUUCCAAAUGUUUCUUUAAAGGCCGAGACACACCGGACGCGAUUCGACAACGCGGCACGAUUUUUCCGGAUUUUCAAUGACCGAUAACUUUGAUCCUAGUUUUCCAAAUAUAUUUAGAAGCGCUAUAACCGUUUGAGUUAUUUGGGCAACAUAUCUUUUAAAAUUUCUUUUCAUUCGGGCUGGUUUAUGAACUUUCAAAAACUGAAAAAUCGCGCCGCAUUGUCGAAUCGCGCCCGGUGUGUCUUGGCCUUAAAAGAAACAUUUACAUUUGCAAUUUUUCUUCUUGUUAUGCAUGCGAAUGAGUACACGGCUAAAAACGCACAGGUUGUUCCAAGUUGAUAUCGACAGGCGUGAACAAUGUUGUGCGGCCAACUAUGAACCAGUUGUCAACCAUGUUGUUCCAAGUUGUUACAGUUGAACAAUGCUGUAACAACAUGUUGACAAUACUGUUCAUAGUGGGCUGCACAACCUUGUUCACGCCUGUUGAUAUCAACCUGGAACAAGUUUUGAUUUUCUCAAUUUUUACGCGUGUAGACGAGUUAUGAAUGUUUGGAGUAUAUGUAUCCUCAUCUGAACAUUCAUAAUUCAUCCACUCGUUCACAUCCAUCAGCAGAAGAAAAUCGCACUAGACGUCGCAGCGAAAAUUGCAACUUAAUACAGUUUCUUCCAUUCAAAUGUUUGUUAUGAUUUCUUGCAUUCAGAAAAUGAUCUCAAGUUUUCAGUACGAAGAGAUGUGCGAAUACGUAAAGAGUUUACAGCCAUGUCGUACAAGGAGAGAACACGGUUCGUCCGAGUUUACAAAUAUGUAUCAAGACAUCAACCUUACAGACGUCGUUUCGAGUACCUAGUUGGACUGCAUAAGAGCUUAUUUCCCAAGGUAUGAUUAGCUUUUGCUGCGGAUUGAGAGCAGUGGCGUAACCGGAAGAAGAAGGCAGGGCGUGCCGACGCGAAUUUUCAGUUUUUAAAAACAAAUAAAACCGUCAACGGAUAAAAAUUUUACAAGAUAUGCAGACCAAAUAGCUAAAAUAGCUUAAGUGAUUUCGAAUAUUUGAAAAACAAUGAAACAUAUUGCAUGAGUUAAAUGUCAUUGAAAAUUCGCGUCGCGUUGCCAAUUCGCGUCCGGUUUGUGUGGACCUUAAAAAGGAACUUUUUACUGCUCCUACGUUUAAGAAAAUAAACUCAAUCAUUGCACCAUUUAGCAAUGCUGUUCUCCUUUCCUGGGAACAAAUUUUAAUCUUAACUUACUAUUUAAUUCAAUUUUCUCAUUGCAUACUAGGUACACGUCGAGAAACAAUUCUUCCCAUGGCACCGUUGGUAUUUGUUACAAUUUGAAAAUCUGUUUCGCAGAAUCGACUCCCGUGUCACCUUACCGUACUGGGAUUGGAGCAUACGCAGUCAAAAACUGUGGCACAUUGGGCGCAAGUCCGUGUGGAAUAAUUAUCCUUGGGGUCUGGGAGGGAAUGGUACUGGGAGCUUCAAUUGUGUUGAUAAAGGUCCUUUUAGUAAGAAGUCGUGGCGCUUGGCACCAAAAUCUGGAGGGGGGUGCCUCAGAAGAAAAUUUAUGGGUAGGUAUAAAUUGUAUGAGACCCACCCUAUGACGUCAUCGCAUUCAUCAUUGCCACAAAAAAUAAAUCCUAGGUGGUGCCACUCCCUAUGACGUCACUUGUUCACAAACAAUUCUUUUUUCUAUGACGUCAUAUGGCGGGAAAAUAGUUGCUGACGUCAUAUGGCGGGAAAAUAUUGCUUGGUUGUGGGGUCUCAUACUACAGGUAUAUAUGAUGAGAAGAUCUUUGGAUCGCCAAGAACAGAUUAUAAAGAUUUCCAAACGCAAGUUUAAAGGUUAUAGAGUCUCGACUGCACAUGACGCGCACUGCGUCGCGACAACUUGCAGUUGAAUCUGAACAAGGAAGAAUUAAUCUCAAACUCAUUAAUAAUUCAUGAAUAAAUUAGCCAAUCAUAUUGCUUUAUCUUGCUCACAUGAUAAUACUGGACACCUGUUGAAGUAUAGUGAUCCUGUCCAGGUCAUACUUAAUCUGCGAUUUGGAUGCGCUGUCGGGUCAACACUUGUUUCGGUAAUCGUUCCAUGUUUCGCGCACCAAUAUAGUAAACGUUAUGUAAUGGAUAUUAUAGUGUACUGCAAAGUCAACUGGAUACCUCCAUAAACAUAUAUACACACCCUAACCCUAAACCUAACCCCUAACCCCAACUUAUAUUGGUGCGCGAAACAUGGAACGAUAACCCUUGUUUCCAUCUGCCAAAUUGACGUGACGUCAUUUUUGAAAGGUGUUAAAUGGCUAUGCAACUGACCAUAGUUAAUAGAGGAGAUGGUUUGGAAGCUCGUUAGCAUUACAAUAAAAUCACAAUAAACCUCAUUAUCUAUGUUGUUCAGGUUUAUGCAAAAAUGUGGUCUUUCAUCGUCACGUGCGUAUUGUAUUUUCUCAAGUCAACCAAUAGGAAUGUUCAAAAUGUCCUAUAUAUUAUUAAAGUCAUGGAUGAGCAAUUGGACAAAACCGUUGCUAUUGGCUGGUUGAGCAAAAAUACAAUACGCACGUGACGAUGAAAGACCACAUUUUUGCAUAAACCUGAACAAAAACAUAGAUAGCGAGGUUUAUUGUAAUGCUAAUGAGUUUCCAAACCAUCCCCUCUAUUAACUAUGAACUGAGCCAAACCAUACUCCUACUCUAACCCGUCCAUAACCAAAUUAAUAAAUCCAAAAAGAAACAACUUUAGUUGGUAGAUGGAACAACUGAAGACCGCGCUGUCGCCACUGCACUUAUUGACGUACGUUGCUGUUUUUGUAUAGGUCGAAUGCCAAGUGUGGUCGCUGUUCACCUCACAUUGCGUAAAAAUGCGUCACAGUUCAAACAAUUCGAGAAAAAAAUCCGGAAAUUUUACCACAACGAGCUCCACUGUUGCAUCCAAGGCACAAUGGAACUGGAGACCGCGAGCAACACCCCAGAAUUUCUGCUGCAUCACACAUUCAUGGACAAAAUAUGGUACGAUUGGCAAAAUAAAGGAGAAGAAUACAGAAUGAAAUUAGCGGACAACAUGGGCUCAACGGUUCGUGGCUCCCACUACAAAGUCCGCCAAUUCAUGGACCCGAAUAACCUCGGAUCUUCUGGAACGAAGCUGCGCUACGUGGACCCAUUCCCCGGGUACAAACGUCUCCAUGCUACACUGAAUUCCCUAGACUCAGACGCGGUGAAAAUGUUGGAUUCGUACGACGAGAAAUCCAAGCAACAGUGUUGUCCACAUGAUCCUAAUUCUGCUUUUAAGAAGACUAUGGAAAUUGAUAAAUAUCGUGCAGAUAUCCCUCUUGAAGUCGCAGUAGAUUAUGGACAUUGAAUAUUCUUGUAAUAACAAAAUCAGUAAAUGAAAUGAAUUAUCUGAUAAUUGGCUUUUGAUUAUCUAAUAUGACUUGGAAGCUUUGUUUUCACGAGUUAAUAAAGCGUUACAAAUUCCACAGUUUUCCAUGUCUCCAGUAAUUUAUUAUUCUCGAC
Molecule: messenger RNA, 7113 nt
Organism: Paramuricea clavata
Lineage: Eukaryota; Metazoa; Cnidaria; Anthozoa; Malacalcyonacea; Plexauridae
Source: the annotation of a GenBank genome assembly